CAAACUGUUAAGGAGUGUUGUGCUAGGAUUGGACGGGUGCGCUGAGUGUUUUGGCUACUUAAAACACAAAAACUAAAAGCAAUUAAGUAUAUAAAUUGUAAUACAAGUGCAUACAGGAGCGGACUUUGAGGCCCUUUGUGUCUCUAAAUUUAAACAAAUUUGAAGUGAAGUGACAAACAAUUAAAAUAAUGUCACACUCAGUGCAACGGCUUUACACCUUUUGUUUGCUGACUCUACUAUCCACAACCUGUAUGAUCAGCGCCGCCAGCAUCAAUGCAGAUAUCAACAAUGGAGCUGACGACGAAAGCGCGCUCAAUUUAGAUCAGAAAAACAAUUAUUGCCUACAAAAUGUCACCUACUAUGAGGAGGUACCUGUAAACAAAACCCGCAAUGUGGUGGUCAAGCCAACUGGAGCCUUCAGAAUGUUUAAGAAAAACAAAAUACAGGUGGAGGAGUAUGUUGAUAUAGAGAAAGUGCCGCACACACGCCUCCAGAACGAUUGCUGUGAGGGCUACGCGAUGACUGCCAAUAAGACAUGUCAACCCGUUUGCGAACCAGGCUGCCCGGCGAACGCCUUCUGUCGCGCACCCCAAAUGUGCCAGUGUCGACGCGGUUACGAUGCUAUUAAAUCUGCACUCAACGGUACCCACUACUGUGAGCCACGCUGUGCAUCUGGUUGCCCGAAUGGCGGCAAGUGUGUAGCGCCCGAGCUGUGCGAGUGCGCGGCUGGUUACCAAGCUAAGGCGGGCAGCUGUGCCCCAACUUGUGCCUCAGAUUGCUUGAAUGGACGCUGCGCGGCGCUGAAUCAGUGUAGCUGUAAUGCGGGCUAUGCCAAAGAUUUGAGGACCGGUGAGUGUGUGCCGCUGGACGAUUGCGGUGUCGUCAAGUGCGAAGAUGUGGCAAGCAGCACGGAGUCAACCACCGAUUAUACCACACUUGUCAAUUCAGAUGAGUUGGAUGUGACCGAAAUAGACUUGGAUGCUGGUAGCGGUAGUGGUUCACACAGCGACGGAAAUGACUAUGUUGAUGAAGGUAAUGUGCUUUUUCCCAGCUACGAGGAAGACACGAAUUGUACACUUCAGCCCUGCCUCGGUAAUGCUGUCUGCAAGCUGGUUGGCCGUUGCGCAUGCGCUGACGGCUUCAUACGCCAUCAACCGGCGCCAGUGAAUGGUGUUGAGGUGGGCCCGAUUUGUGCGGCUGUCGUUGAACAGGGUGAACCUUUGCAAGUUGACAGAGUUAGUGGUGAUUUAGUGGGUGCGUUCUUUAUUGUGGUGGGCGCGAUUGUGAUGAUGGCUGCCCUGGUGUUGUUGCUGCUCAAGUUGUGGCGGCAUCAGCGUGGCUCACUGGAUGUGGAAGGCAAAAGCGAUAUGUGCUGUAAAUAUGAGAAGAAUAGCUCGAGCUCGGACAGCGGCCAUGUGGACAUGAGUUAGGAGAUGGCUGUGUAUUCGUGAUUUAUUAGUGCUUGUAUGUAUUUUUAGACUGCAUUUUCGUACUUUUUAAGGUUUAAUUAAUAAUUUCCCUGCCAUUGAAUCAUUUAUUGUAAAAAAUUUACGUUUAUACAAAAUAAAAUUAAAUAUUUAUAAGUUUUUUAA
Anastrepha obliqua is the source of this 1592-nucleotide messenger RNA. RefSeq lists its product as uncharacterized. The record is from RefSeq and is a predicted model, not a curated record. Bases 189 to 1430 code for a protein of 413 amino acids. Lineage: Eukaryota; Metazoa; Arthropoda; Insecta; Diptera; Tephritidae. The transcript has 2 exons.